AUGUCCCUACUACGUCUCUCUCACCACGUACGUACCUUCAUUAGAUCAAUCCGAAUCACCACUUGGAACGAAUCGGAAAUCAUCACCGACCGCAAGUCUCGCUUCCAGGCCCGCCACACGGAUCUUUUAGACGUCAACGAUAUUCCAGACAUUAUAAGCCAAUUUCUUGCACAACACAAAAACAUAGCCAAAAACGCCAGUCAUCCUCACAUUUUAGCAUGGAGAAUUGGAAAUCCUAGCCAAGAUUUCUCAGAGAAUGAUGGUAGAGUGAGCAGAGAUCGAAAACAUGUCAGGUACACCAAAAGCGCCAGAGAACAAGAAAAAAAUGUUAGAAACGACAACAAGAACCAAACAAAAACCGAAAACAAACAUUCAUCUAGUACGCAAAGUCAGUCUACAGCACCAAUAACCCUACAAUACACUAAUAUCGUCCAAGGAUUCAAAGAUAAUGGUGAGAAAGGUGCAGGUGCCAAACUCCUCGAACAUAUGGUGCAGCAAAACGUCAUUAACAAACUAGUUAUCGUGACAAGAUGGUAUGGAGGAUCUCCCAUUGGUUCCUCGAGAUUCAGGCAUAUCUCCAACGCUGCCUUUGAUAGCCUUAGGAAAGCAAAUACCAACAGAUCAAACUAG
This is a messenger RNA of Sungouiella intermedia, 630 nucleotides long. Lineage: Eukaryota; Fungi; Ascomycota; Pichiomycetes; Serinales; Metschnikowiaceae. The record is from the annotation of a GenBank genome assembly.